Tarenaya hassleriana is the source of this 1372-nucleotide messenger RNA. Its product is annotated as pentatricopeptide repeat-containing protein At3g56030. Lineage: Eukaryota; Viridiplantae; Streptophyta; Magnoliopsida; Brassicales; Cleomaceae. The record is from RefSeq and is a predicted model, not a curated record. Gene Ontology annotation, molecular function: protein binding.
AUCUUCUUCUAAAACCCUAAAUAAGGAACAGAAAAAUAAAACCGCUUUUCCGAUUACCAUCGCCGCGAAAACGCUGAAAUCUCGACGAUGUCUCUUCUCCGGAAACUCCUGAAACAACCGACCAAUUCCAUAUUCAUCCCUCAAUCCGUAUCGGUUCGCUCUUUCUCCGCCGGAAAAUCUGAUAUCGAUACUCCUCGUCGUCGUCCGACCACCACCCACUACGACAACCUCGUCUACGCAGCCGGAAGCUCCGGCGACUUCGACGCCGUCCGACGCCUCCUGAACAAGCGUAUCACUGACGCUUGCUUCAACACCAAAGACACCUUCAAGUUCCUCGCCAACACCGCUUCCUACUCCUCCGCCGUCGCGCGUCUCUGCAGACUCGGCCGGAUCGAAGACGCUCUGAUCGUGGUCGAUGACAUGACCAGCGGCGGAUUCGGCGCGACGACCUCCACUUUCUACCCGAUCCUUAGCGUGCUCACGAAGAAGGACAAGAUCGAAGAGGCAUGGCGCGUGGUGGAUCUGAUGAGAUCGCACGCGUUGCCUCCCGACGUGACGGCGUACAACUACUUCCUGACCUCGUUAUGCUACGACGGAGACGUUGUGAACGCGAGCAAGGUGAUGAGGAAGAUGGAGGAGGAAGGUCUGUCUCCGGACACGCGUACAUACGACGCGCUUGUGUUGGGCGCGUGCAGGGCAGGGAAAGUGGAGGCUGCGAUGGUGAUACUGAGGAGGAUGGAAGACGAUGGGGUCGCGAUAUUAUACGCCACGCAUGCGCACGUUAUCGCGGAGAUGGUGAGCAGGGGCUAUUAUGCGCAGGCGGUGAAGUUCGUGAUGGCGUACGUUGGGAAAGACGAGAGAUUGGAUACAGAGAGCAUGGGAGGUUUGGCGAGUAAGCUUAUAAAGAGGAAGAGGUUUGAGGAGGCGAAGAUGGUUUUGAAGGAAAUGGGCAUGAGAGGAUUGAGGAUGGGAUCACAAUUGAGUGAUUUCUACGAAAAGCAGGUCAGAAACAGCUCUGAUAUUGCAGAUGAUUGAUUCAUUUCAUCGUUAUGGAGCUCUAAAUGUGAAUGUGCGUGUGCAAUCUGUGAGCUGAAUUGUAAGGAAGAUGUCGAGAUAUGCCGAAAAGAUCGAAACCUUGCUGCACCUUUUCGAAGAGGAGGCGAAAUUUCGGGAAAUUGGUUUGGAAGUGUUGCAGCUCAAGUAUUUGUCUUGCGUUUUCAAGAAAGCAAUGGUCAUAAUUCGACAGGGGUUGCUCAGACAAACCUCUGCUCCGGAGGCCAAGGAACUACCUGACCAGUUCUGUUGUGUAAUCAGAGAGACACUUCUCAGAAUCUCGAUCUCUGAGACAUUUAAGUUCAUGUUCAUGUUUUAU